This is a messenger RNA of Didymodactylos carnosus, 3899 nucleotides long. The record is from the annotation of a GenBank genome assembly. NCBI's taxonomy places the organism in Eukaryota, Metazoa, Rotifera, Eurotatoria, Philodinida, Philodinidae.
UCGACAUGCUCUUUCAUCUCCACAGAUCAGAAAAUUGUUUUGGAGAAAAAAGUUUCCCGACCUGGAGACCGGUUUUUCAAAAACCGGAUCUUAUAAGGCCUAACUGCCCAAGCCACUAUGAUAUUCGAAUUCAGCAUAGUCGAUUACCUAUUGCUCACUAGAAAAGGGAUAAAAAGCGAUUUGUCAGUUGGGGAUCUUCCCUCGUUAGAUGGUGUCAAAAUUUAGUUUAUAAAUAAUAUAAUUAUAUCCAGGCAAAACUCAAAUUAUAAUAUUAAAUUUGAGUUUUGCCUAGAAAAACUUCAGGCAAAACUCCAAUUUAAGUUUUGCCUAGGCAAAUUUAAAAUCUGCCUGAAUUUGAGUUUUGCCUGCAACGUAUAUGCCCCAGUGACAACUGUUUUCAAACCACCUUGUACUAUACUGAAGAAAAAUCAAAAAAUUUAAGCAUCGCCCAAACCUUUUUAUUCUUGACAGCCAGUUAUCAUCCUGUACUUAUGAAAGUAUAGUAAUGGUUAACCAUAGUAAUGCUCUCUUACACGGAACGAUAUUUAAGUGGAUGUAUCAUUUUAAAGAUGGAUGAUCAAUCAUUGAAUAUGAUUCUGUUAUAGUAUACCAGCCGUUACGUCAUAUAACAAAAGUCUAAAAGAUGUUUGAAGUGAUCAUCCCAGACCUGCUUCAAGGACAAAAGAAUUUUUGUUCUCUACGGGACCGCAUCAGAGCACCGUCGCGGGAUUUCCCAAAAAACUGUACAAUUUUUUUCACAAUUUAAUGCAUUUUAGAGUGUUCCACGUUUCGUCAGAAUAAUUUUGGGAUUCUUUUAACAAAUGUGCUUUGUAGAGCAAACACCUUUCUACUAAAUGAGACGUUCCGCACCUCUGAGCCAAUCUUGUUAACCGAUGUGUAACAGUUUUUUCUGAUGCCCCGACACCCGUUUUUAACUGGUGCAUACCUAAUUAAAAUAUCGUCUGAAAUUGAAUGUCAGGUUGAUUUUCUGAUCUGUGCGAAGUUGAUUUACUAAAAUACUUAUGUAAUUUGCCGCAGUUAUUAUCUGAACGGCUUUUAAUAAUAAGACUUCUGGUACGUAGCCUAUAAACCAUGGAUGUUGUAUUUAUUUCUGUGGACGACACAUUAAUGCACUUGAAAUGUAAAAAAACGGCCACUGAACAGAAUGAGGAAAUUUCGGUAUAAUAAAGAUCGAGAAACAAAUUAAUUUUACAGAAAUAAUUUUGGUCUGGAUUCCUUUUAAUUACGGUAUGCGACUUGUCACUAUCGAAAUUAAACUACAUAUGUAGAGAAAUAUAAGAACAAAAAUGGCACUGCGGAUUCGAGCGCGACAGUAAAUACUUUUAGUGAGAUGAGGAUAAUCAAAAUUUUUUAUGCUGUCUGCUUUUUCUUAGAAGUAAAAAGGUGAAAAAAUCUUGAUUAAAAAUGAAAAUUUUAAAAAGCAGGAUGGGAAAUGUCUUCACCCAUUUUCUAUCAGCACUUCUUACUAGAAGAAAAACCUAAAAAUCAAGAACCCUACCAUCAAUUCAUUUUACAUAUUGUAAUACAAAAAUAAUAAAUCAUGAACUUUAGAUGUAUCAUCUUUUUGGUAAAUUUUACUAAAGGUGUACAGUCAAAUAUGCACAGUUAGAGUGACUGUUUAACCCUUUGAGGACGGUGGGACAUACGUUGUCCCACCUCUUUUACAUUAAUAAAAAUAUCAUUAAUGCACAUUGAAACACGAAAUAAGGAAGGUAAUUAGGAUCAAAAGCAAUCGAAUUCAACGCGUUACACUUUUCGUUUCAUUCUUUCCUUCGCUCUCAUCGGUCCAUCUCCAUUGUCCUCGAUUUUCGCCGCUGCGAACAGUGACGUCAUGAUUUUCUUCUUUUCUCUCUGAUGACUCGCUUCUUCGAGAAUAUUCUCAGCCUUUUUUGACUAUAUAUAUACACGCAUGUUCUCAAGGAGGAAUUGAUAUAUUCAAACGAUUCGUCUCUUAGACCUUUGUUCUUCGUUUCUCACAGUGCUUUACGUAAUAAACACAAAGAAGAUGGAAUUCGAUGGGGAAAGUGAAGUCGAUGAUGAGUCCUGCGAUUCAUACGAUACUGAUGACACCAGUGAAAGUGAUUUCGAUUUCAACGACGAUGAACUGAUCGAUGACUUCGAGGGUCUCGAACUUUCUGACGAAGAUCCGGAUGCAUAUGUAAAUGAGCUAAAUUCCUCGGAUGAAAACAUCGCUACGGAUAGCGGUUUCAUAUCGAUAUCCGACGAAGAGCCAACUCCAAUUUCGAUCUUUCGAGCCUUUUUCACUGAUGAAAUUUUACAUUUAAUUACAAAGGAAACAAACAGUUACGGAAAGGGAAAGUCAUCAGCACAGAACCGUUGAACAAGAGUUUACUUUAUUAAAUCUGAACGGGAAAUCGUGCAGGAUUAAGAUCACAUGAUAAACAACAACUUAGAUACAAUAAAUUAUGUGUAUCUAGUUGUACAUAUCGAAUUUUUGCUGCAUUCAACCUAAAAAUAAACAUAAGAAAAGAGCUUGCUUUUCGUGCCAGCAAAAGUGCAAUUACCAUCUAUAGUCUGCUCUCUGUGCAAGCUUUUUUCUUUUUCGUCAAAAUAUUCCAGUUGUUGUCCCUGGAGAUGACUAUCAUCAUAUUCACGAGAAACUUUCGAUAAAUUUGAUGGUUGAUUUAGACCGUUUAAAAUUUGAUGCCCAAUUUGUACAUCGAUAAAGUUUGUCAAUGUUAAUCCUUGCUUUCGCAGUUGGAUAUGAUCAUUUGAACAACCAACACCGACCUAAUAGUAGAACAGUGGUCAGUAUAGUCUCAAAAAGUUAUAAUUCCAGGUCUGAAAUUCGAAAUAACUGCCAGAUUUUUCAUGUUUUUCCAAAAAAUUCAGGAGGAUAAUAUCAGUUUCCUUCUAUGUACGGAACAACUUUUUUGAAAGAAAAAUGUCAUCUCCAGGGACAACGACUGGAAUAUUUUGACGAAAAAGAAAAAAGCUUGCACAGAGAGCAGACUAUAGAUGGUAAUUGCGCUUUUGCUGGCACGAAAAGCAAGCUCUUUUCUUAUGUUUAUUUUAGGUUGCAUGCAGCAAAAAUUCGAUAUGUACGACUAGAUACACAUAAUUUAUUGUAUCUAAGUUGUCGUUUAUCAUGUGAUCUUAAUCCUGCACAAUUUCGGAUGUGGAUCAAAUCAUCCGAAUUAGCCUGUACAAGGUUACCAAAAGCAAAAAUGAGAAAAAUGAUAGAAGAUGAUGAUGAUGAUGAUGGUGAUGAAUAUUUUUCACAACCACUGUUGUCACCACGACCAGAACAACAACAAUGUCGGCUAUCGCCCAAAAAGAGAAAGAAUAGCGACUCAAUGGAAAGUGAACGAUCAAAACAGAUUAAAACUCAUGAUCAGAGAAGAGAACAAAUUGUCAAACAGAAUCGAUAUUUUUGUUUUAUCCAGUACAGUACUGUCAAACAAGUAAACAAAUUCAUGAAUAAUCGGCUCCAUUUAAUUGGAGAUAGUCGUACAUUGAAAUGCAAAUGUGUUCUUCCCACGAAACAAUUUGAAUCACAAUUAGAGCGGUAUAAAGUUAGUAGGAUGAUCAAAUUAGUUUUUAAAAUCAAAACUACUUACCAAGCUGAACAGUUUUCAAGAAAUAAGAAACGUAUUGAUUCUGAAUUAUAUGAAUUUUGUUCAAAAUAUGAUAUCGUUAAACAAUUCAAAAAUGAAACAGAUUAUUAUUUGGUUCAAUUUGACGAUUAUGAUUCGUGUGAUUAUUUAAUAAUAGACAAUUACUAUAAACAAUUUCGACUGUUGAAUUUAGAUAUAGAAAUUGUCAGAAUGUAUGAUGAUGAAAUAGAUUAUCAACGUGAAUAUGAACGACAAACGAAGCACAAAAAUGAACAUAACCAUGUAAAUAGAAGAUAUUGA